This is a messenger RNA of Xenopus laevis (African clawed frog), 4752 nucleotides long. RefSeq names its product Zic family member 3 L homeolog (gene zic3.L). Lineage: Eukaryota; Metazoa; Chordata; Amphibia; Anura; Pipidae. Bases 200 to 1525 code for a protein of 441 amino acids. Gene Ontology annotation, biological process: regulation of transcription by RNA polymerase II; neural crest formation. The transcript has 3 exons. Gene Ontology annotation, cellular component: nucleus. The record is from RefSeq and is a predicted model, not a curated record. Gene Ontology annotation, molecular function: RNA polymerase II transcription regulatory region sequence-specific DNA binding; DNA-binding transcription factor activity, RNA polymerase II-specific; RNA polymerase II cis-regulatory region sequence-specific DNA binding.
CCUCCUGAGUUGGUUUAUGUGUGAGCAGUGAGUGAUUGACUUUAUCAGUCCAAGGACAUUACUCAGUUGGAGAGGGUGAACUGUUUCCAGGAUUUUCGGAAGCAAAAGGAAUUAAAAGAAAACUUUUUUUUCCUGAACAUUCCACAUGAACUGUAUCCAGUGCUGACCACAGAUCAGAACUGCACUGCUCAGCUCAUUCAUGACAAUGCUAUUAGAUGGAGGACCGCAGUUUCCCACCCUGGGAGUUGGUGGGUUUGGGACAGCUCGCCAUCAUGAGAUGUCCAACCGAGAUGCUGGCAUGGGGCUUAAUCCAUUUACUGAGCCUUCUCAUGCUGCGGCUUUUAAGCUCAGUCCAGCCAGUCAUGAUCUCUCCUCAAGCCAGAGCUCAGCUUUUACCCCACAGGCUUCUGGAUAUGCCAAUUCGCUUGGACAUCAUGCUGGGCAGGUGCCAUCUUAUGGUGGUGCAGCCUUUAACUCCACACGCGAUUUCCUUUUCCGAAAUCGGAACUCUGGAAUUGCGGAAUCAACCUCUGCAGGUGGUCAGCAUGGACUUUUUGCCAGCCAUGGUCCCCCAGGAAUUGGUGAGCCCCCAGGACACCUGAUCUUCCCUGGACUUCAUGAACAAAGUUCCAGCCACGGAUCAUCCAAUGGACAUAUGGUCAAUAGUCAAAUGCAUUUAGGACUCAGGGGAGAUAUUUUUGGGCGUCCAGAUCCUUACAGGGCAGUGCCCAGCCCAAGGACAGAUCAUUAUGCUGCUGCCCAAUUUCAUAAUUAUAAUCACAUGAAUAUGAGCAUGAAUGUAGCUGCUCACCAUGGCCCUGGGGCUUUCUUUAGGUACAUGAGGCAACCCAUCAAACAAGAGUUAUCGUGUAAGUGGCUUGAGGAAUCACCAAUGAACCGUCCUCAGAAAACCUGUGACAGGACAUUUAGCAGCAUGCAUGAACUGGUUACACAUAUGACAAUGGAACAUGUUGGGGGUCCAGAACAAAGUAAUCACAUAUGUUACUGGGAGGAAUGUCCCAGAGGAGGUAAAUCUUUUAAAGCAAAGUAUAAACUAGUGAAUCAUAUCAGGGUGCACACAGGAGAGAAACCCUUUCCAUGCCCCUUUCCUGGAUGUGGGAAAAUCUUUGCACGCUCAGAAAAUCUCAAGAUCCACAAAAGAACUCAUACAGGUGAGAAGCCAUUCAAGUGUGAGUUCGAGGGAUGCGAUAGAAGGUUUGCAAACAGCAGUGACAGGAAAAAACACAUGCAUGUGCACACGUCAGAUAAGCCAUAUAUCUGCAAAGUGUGUGAUAAAUCCUACACUCACCCCAGCUCCCUAAGAAAGCACAUGAAGGUUCAUGAAUCACAAGGGUCUGAUUCUUCUCCUGCUGCCAGCUCAGGGUACGAAUCUGCUACCCCACCAGCAAUGGUUUCUGCCAACAGUGAGGAACCUUCCAAAAAUUCUUCAGCAACACAUCAGACUAACAGCAACUCUCAUAACACAGGACUACUUCCAUCUAAUUUUAAUGAAUGGUAUGUUUGAGCAAAAUGUACAGAGGCCUAGUCAUGCUCAACAAAAGGACCAAAAAAAGAGAAUACAAUUUUUUUGUUGAACCAAGGCGGAAAUGGAAUUUACCACACAAGCAACAGUAUAGGGCUUCAUAUUGUUAAAAUCAUUUACCAACAUUUUUAAAGAUGGCUGCGGACUAACGAUGCCCUUUUCUCAGGAUCUAAACACAUUUUUUGGCGUUUGUAUUUCUUCUGAUUUUAUGUUCUCCCCUUUUCAUUUUAAAACAACUUCACUCUUUUUUUUUUUUUAAAGAAAUUAAGAGGUUUUUAGCUGAUGUAUUUAACAUGAAAAUUCUCCACCUUGUUGGUGAUUGUUAAACUCUCACAUUCUUAAACAGUGCCAAAGUCUUGUUAUGUCUUGAACCUAACUCAAAGCAUUACACUUGUGAAUGUACUCCUUGUCUUAUAGGGUCAAAGCUGUUGUGUGGUAUAUUUUCAGAAAUGGGGAUGUGAUGUUCAUACACAGAUUGUGACCGUUUAGUACAGUUGCCUUUUGUAACAACUUUUGUAAAUACAUAUCCACGAUGCCAUAUUUAUCAUUUGUAAUUUAAUUAUUGAUACAAGUGCCGGGAACUGAACAAUAUUUAUGAAAAAAAAAAGUUUUUCUAACAAAACUCUGUAUAGCUUUUGGUUAUAACUGCUUUAGCAUUAAAAUGUAUUGUUUUGAAGAAUUCCCAUUUAAACUGUCUAACAAAUGUUUGUUUACUUCAUGCAACACUGAAACUAAUGAAAAUAUUCUGAUUCUGCUGUAUUAAUUGGACAUCAAAAACUAUAAUUUUUCAGCUUGUUUGGGCAAUACUUGUAGAUAUAUGAAAUAUUUAAGAUAAGAUCCUAUUUAUUUUGAAGAAUAAAGUAUAACUGAAGUACUCGUUGACAUUUGGCAGGUAAAUCAAAUAUUUCUAAUCAAUUCAGCUAGGUACAAUGACAUCUCUAUCUUGAGCUUCAAAGAACAAUAUCUGUGCUUUCUGUUCCCCUAUCUGCAAAAUGCAAAGCUUGUGAUAGGUUCAGUUUUAUCAUGUACCCAAAAGGAGUAAGGUUCAUGUUCAGUAAUGCACUUGCUAAUUUACAUAGCUAUGAAAAUUGCUACAUUUUGGUAGUUUAUUUAGUAAAAUCCCCUAGUCCUCUGUAGGCCCAAUAUCAAAUUGAAAUCUAAAGUAUGUCUGGCUAUGCUGCAAACUGCAAAAUUUAUAAUUGUAUCACAGAUAAUAUGCUCACAUAAGGCUAAAUAUUUGUUCCUGCUUUGGGAUUUUUUUGCAGUGGAAUACUGUAUACCCUUUUUACACAAAUAUCAUACACCAUUGUAACUUAAACUGGAAUUAGCUAGAGGUCCAAUUCCUAAAUAUUAAUCAUUCUUUAUUUUCAAUAUUUUAUUUAUCACAGCCCCAAUAAAAAAAAUAUUAUACAUAGCUUUCUUUACCUUCCAUUGCUAAUUAUUGUUUUAAAUAAUUGAUUCAAAACCUACAUUAUUGUAAUUUGGCAAUAUACUACCAAAAUCAGCAUUUCUAUUACUGGAACACGUAUUAGUGUUUUGAUGAUUAAUCAUUAUUCAUUUUUCCAUCACAAGUACUAGACCAGCUAUGUUCACUAUUCCAGUGUAAGUGUGACUUUUCCAAAAUAUCAGAAGCAGACUAUAAGGAUUCUCAAAGAGUUUCCAGGUAUAUUAUUUAGUUGUCAGACAGAGCUAUAAAAUCACCCUGCAUUACGCUGAGUAAAAUCAAAAUGUCAUUAUUAUCUAGAUGUUACAGACUUUUAGCAUUUGGGUAUUUAAAGUACAGCAAAAAGGCAAUGAAUGCAGUUGCAAAACAACUUAAUGGAAUUUAUAGGAAGGCCCUGAGAAGAUAAUUGUAAAACAAAGCAUUUGCUCUUUAUUCAACAAAGAGAACACAUUUGCAUUCUGGCACUUUUUAUAAAUAUAUUGUUUUGAUCCAAUUUAACUAAGUUCCUGCCUUCAUACAUAUGCUCCAAAGAUUUUAAAAUGGGGCUUUGAUUAGGACAUUGUAAUGUAGAUUUAAAAAAACAUUGGGGAAAGUACCAAACAAAUCCAUCAUGUAAAUGAGCUAAGCAAUCCAAUGAUACUGUGGAACAUGUUAAAGAAAGAAGAAGUGCAGUUUGACUACUACAAGUACAUGAAUGGGGGUAUGUAACAUUAGGAUAAAUGAAUUUUUGUUUAUUCAGAUAUGUCAGUCUCUACUGAAUUCAGCAUUUUGAUAAAGAGUCCAUUAGUUUGUCAUUAAAGUUAGUUUUCAGAACAGCAUCUGGAUGUAAAGCAUCUAGCUAAGCCCAUGCUGUGCACCAUUCGUUUGCAACAGUUACGGUUACAGUUACAAAGUAACCUACGCCAGUUCAUAGUAUGGUAUGUUCUGGCAUAAAUGUACAAAUCCCUGAGCUAAACACAAAUAAAAAAAAAAUACUUAGCUGAAUAUCAGAGCAGAGGAAAUGUUUCUACACUGAAAGCAACAAUGAUUUUUUUUUUACAUUUUGACAAACUGACAAUCCUAUAUUUGGGUGAAACCCAUCCAGUGACAGACGUAAGACUAUAUGUAUAUACAAAACCCAUUUAGUUCUGCUGUUUGUUCAAAGCAUAGCACAGGACUAGUAAGAUAAAAGUAUGUAAGUAUACUUUAAUUGCCAAAUAUAUUUUAAGAAAAUAUACUAUCCUUAAAAUCGUGAACUGCACUAUACUUUCUCUGUCAUUCACACAAUUGGUGCCAUCAUAUGCUAUGUCAUAUCAAUAUUUUCCUUAGAAUUAAUGAUAUUUUAUUUCUGGGUGCAUGUGCCUAUACAUUUUAGAGAAUACAUUCUGGUAUCUGGUAGCUUCUUGCAAGACACAAUUUCAAGCAAGAAGUUUUAGAAUUUCUUGAAGGAUUCAUGAGAGAAGGAUGUUGAUGUUUAGGCCGAAAAGCCUAACUCUAAAUCGUAUUAGCAGCUUACUGGAUGUGCCGAUGAAGUGAGUGAUCCAAUUGAUGUUAAUAGAAAUAAAAACAGAUGGAUGUGGUGGAAGUGGAAAUAUUGGUAUAGACACGAGAAGAAGACAAAAUUAUAUUUUUUCUGGCUAUCUGAAGUAUUUGCAGUAAUAUUAUUCUGCUGUGCAUCAGUCUGUAAUACACUUUGGAUAACAAUCACAGCUUCAAGAAAUAAACAUUGCCAGGUUGAAUGAAAAUUAAUUGUACUCAUUUGCUAAAAUAAAAUAAUUUUUCUACA